AUGGAGGCGAAAAUCCUGCAGAAUUUGGAUCACCCACAUAUUCUGCGAAUUUUCUCGUGGUACGAAGAGGGCGAUUGCAUCAACAUUGUCAUGGAGCAUUGUGAUGGGGGAGAGCUCCUCAAGGUCGUUCGGGAAGGCAGGCGGCAAGGAGAAGCCUUGCCGGAACCUUGGGCAGCGACCAGUAUUAGACAGUGCUUCCAGGCCUUGGUCUACAUUCACUCCAAGGGUGUCGUGCACAAGGACCUGAAGGGCCAGAAUCUUCUGCUUUUGCACGACACCAAGGAGAACAGCAAGGUGUUUGGGCGACUGCCUCAUAUAGUCAUUUGCGACCUGGGUAUUGCAGAGAUCUGCAGCCGGGGCAUCUUCGGACUCAGAGGCUCGAAGGUUGCUGGCACUCCGGCGACUAUGGCUCCGGAGGUCUGGUCUGGCAGCUGUGGCCCAAAAAGCGACGUGUGGAGCAUGGGUUGUGUCAUGUUCGAGAUGUUCACAAACAAGCUCCCCUUCGAAGUACGGGGCAAUGUGGAGGGCGCUGCAAAGCAGCAAGCCAA
Molecule: messenger RNA, 548 nt
Organism: Symbiodinium necroappetens
Lineage: Eukaryota; Dinophyceae; Suessiales; Symbiodiniaceae
Source: the annotation of a GenBank genome assembly